Molecule: messenger RNA, 1137 nt
Organism: Lymnaea stagnalis (great pond snail)
Lineage: Eukaryota; Metazoa; Mollusca; Gastropoda; Lymnaeidae
Source: the annotation of a GenBank genome assembly
AACUGUUUCCUUUACAUUGAAGAAAUUCUGUUCGUUCUUCUGAAAUACGGUGCAAAUGUUAAUGCUACGUCUGACGAUGGUCGCACUGCCCUGAUGACGGGAUCUGUCCUGGAAGGGGCCCAGGAUAUCCUUAAACUGUUGAUAGACAACGGCGCUGACGUCAACUACACAGACAAAGAAGGAAGAACGUCACUCCUAUUGGCUUUGGCGGGGUGUCAAACAGAAAACGUGAAGCAAUUACUUGAUUUAGGAGCCGAUGUCAACUUGGGGGAUGCCAACGGCUCCACGGCCUUGCAUUGCGCUCCGGCUUAUUACGGAGGAAUGGAGAUGUUAAAAAUCCUGCUGGAACAAGACGCGGAUGUGAACGCGGAAGACAACGAAGGGAACACCCCGUUGAUGACCCUAAUUAAAUAUGGGUUUUUUAACGAAGAGGUCACAGCGUUAGUGCAGGCAGGAAGCAGUGUCAAUCAUCGGAAUAAAUCUGGAAUGACAGUGUUGAUGUUAUUUGCAAAGGAAUGUGACGUGGAUAUUAUAAAAGUGUUAUAUAACGCCGGCGCGGAUUUUAACGCUAUAACUUCAGACCGUUUUGGUGAGAAAACUGCCUUGUCCAUGCUACUAGCAGAAUGUUACUUACGUGGACAAGAGGAAUGUGUCGAGGUGGCUGAAUUUCUGCUUGACCACGGCGCCACUGCUGGCCAUGUGAAUCCGGGUAUAGUUCACACGGCUGUGACUAGAAGGCAUGAAACACUGGUGCAAAAAUUGAUCCAAGGGGGGCUAGCUCCUAAAGAUAUUUCUCUGGGGUGUUAUCUUCCUUGGCCAACACGCAUCGUUUCUCCACUGAGUGUGGCUCUGUUCAUGAACAAUGUCAGACUCUCUCGCCAUUUCAUUGACACUUGGUAUCUGACCCAGUCGGAUGUUCGUAGUCUCUCAAGGAACAUGUCCGUCAUAAAUUUACUGGAAAAGAAUGGUAACUCUGAGUGCGCAUCGUUGCUGCGAGGGUUACAGCCGCUGUCCUUGACCUUGCUCAGCUUUAUCGCUGUGUCCACUGCCGUUGGUGUCGGCCAUGACAGAGCAGAGAGAAUCGAAGCAAUUCAACUUCCGUGGGUGUUUAAAAAACGGUUACUCUUCCGCAAUGAA